Aspergillus clavatus NRRL 1 is the source of this 1296-nucleotide messenger RNA. Its product is annotated as branched-chain amino acid aminotransferase, cytosolic. Gene Ontology annotation, cellular component: mitochondrion. Bases 1 to 1296 code for a protein of 431 amino acids. Gene Ontology annotation, molecular function: branched-chain-amino-acid:2-oxoglutarate transaminase activity. Gene Ontology annotation, biological process: L-valine biosynthetic process; L-leucine biosynthetic process. Lineage: Eukaryota; Fungi; Ascomycota; Eurotiomycetes; Eurotiales; Aspergillaceae. The transcript has 4 exons. The record is from RefSeq and is a predicted model, not a curated record.
AUGAAUUCACUUCGUCAAUUGACCCGCCAGAGGGCGUUGUAUAGCUCUGCGUCCUCGCGGGUGCUACGAGCUCAGAGCCCUGCGACAUAUCAAUCAUGGCAGAGAUACUUCAGCGCUACGUCAGCUACUUCGUCUCAAGGGGCUCCCCUUGAUCCAUCGAAGCUUACAAUCACGAAGACCACUACACCCAAGGAAUUGCAGGCCCCGCAGGACCUCGUCUUCGGAAAGACAUUCACCGAUCAUAUGCUAUCCAUUGAGUGGUCAGCGGCCGACGGUUGGCACGCUCCUCGCAUCGUUCCCUAUCAGAAUCUCAGCCUCGAUCCUUCCGCCUGCGUGUUCCACUAUGCGUUCGAAUGUUUCGAGGGCAUGAAGGCCUACAAGGAUAAGGAGGGUAGGGUCCGUCUCUUCCGCCCGGACAAGAAUAUGCAGCGCCUCAACAAGUCUUCCGCGCGUAUUGCGUUGCCCACAUUUGACAGCGAUGCUCUGAUCAAACUCAUUGGAGAGUUUGUGAAAACGGACAGUCGAUUCAUUCCUGAGGCUCGAGGCUACUCUCUGUAUCUGCGACCCACUAUGAUUGGCACUCAGAAGACCCUUGGUGUCGGCCCCCCUGGCUCUGCGCUGCUCUUCGUCAUUGCCAGUCCCGUUGGCCCCUAUUACCCGACCGGCUUCAAGGCUAUUGCUCUUGAGGCCACCGACUAUGCUGUCCGUGCCUGGCCUGGUGGUGUUGGCGACAAGAAGCUGGGUGCCAACUAUGCUCCCUGCGUCCUCCCCCAGCUGGAGGCUGCCUCCCGGGGCUUCCAGCAGAACCUGUGGCUGUUCGGCGAGGAAGAAUACGUGACCGAAGUCGGCACAAUGAACCUUUUCAUUGCCCUUAAGGACAAGGAGACCGGACAGAAGGAGUUGGUGACCGCUCCUCUGGACGGAACCAUCCUCGAGGGUGUGACCAGAGACUCUGUCCUGGCGCUUGCGCGCGAGAGACUCGCCCCUAAAGGCUGGACUAUCUCGGAGCGCAAGAUUCGAAUGUCUGAGGUCGCCGAAGCUGCCGAUGAGGGACGACUUGUUGAGGUCUUCGGGGCUGGUACUGCAGCCAUCGUCAGCCCUGUGCGGACUAUCAGCUACCGGGGCAAGACGGUUGACUGUGGCUUGAAGGAAGACGAGGAGGCUGGUGAGAUUGCUCUCCAGAUGAAGAACUGGAUUGAGGCGAUCCAAUAUGGUGAUGACAAGCACCCCUGGAGCCGUUCCACCAACGCCUGGCCUCUAACUUGGGUUCCGUUUGCCUCGAUGGGUCUGAAUUAG